AUGCCUCGUUUGGAGGAGCUUGCCAACGUUGCCCUCAGGGUGCCAAGCAUACUAGUGCUGGACCUGCUGUACAAAUGUGACAUUGAUGGCUUAACAGAGCACCUCAAGGCCAAAAACGAAGACAUGCUCUUCAAAUACAAGUAUGUCAUCUGGAACAUGUACUACCUGGGUCAUCUGAUAAACGUGGUGGUGUUGGUUCUUCCAUUGAGACACAUCGUGACGCUCUACCUCCACAUCCUCGCCGCCCUCCUCCUAUACGUGGGGCAUCAGAUUUCCAAGGAUUAUGUGCGUGAGGAGGUGCAGUAUGGUUAUGAAGGAGCGGUGUACCUCGACUCUCUGGCCUUCAACCGAUUCGUCUCUGCACUAACUAGCCAGAUUAUUCUCAGCACUCUGUGUGCCUUCCUGAUGAAGACCAGAAAGGUGUGGCUCUUUUCCGCUCACAUGCUCCCCCUGCUGGCCCGACUCUGCGCCGCGCCCCACGCCACGCUGCUAACUGUCAACACCUUCUCCAUGGGCCUGACCGGAGCGGGAAUCGCCAUGUUCCUCCUCUCGAAUCUCUUUGUGCCAUAUCGCCUGGCCAGGGCUGCCUACUCAGAGCUGCUUCAGUUGGAGGUGAUAGAGCUGUACCGCCUGCUGGCCGUGGGAAUCUCUCUGUGGAACCAGUUUGCCGUCCCAGUGCUCUUCAGUGUCUUCUGGUUCGUUCUGUUCGUCGUCCAGCUGUGCUCAGACACCAUGACCGGCAACGCCUCCGCGGGCCAUCAGGGAAUCAUGUUUUUUCUGCUCACAAGUGUUUCUGAAUGUUGUGCCACACCUUACUCCCUUCUGGGUCUGACCUUCGUGGUGUCCUACCUGGCUCUGGGACUGCUCAACCUGUGCAAGUUCUACCUGGGAGGCUACGCCGCGGUGCAGAACGAGAACGUCAUGCACAGAGGUGUGACCGAGGGAGUCACUCUGCUGCUGCUUGCGCUUCAGACGGGUCUGCUGGACAUGCAAGCACUUCAGCGCACCUUCCUCCUCAGCAUCAUCCUCUUCAUCGUGGUCACUUCGACUCUGCAAUCCAUGAUCGAGAUAACAGACCCGGUCAUUCUAGCCCUGGGCGCAUCCCGCAAUAGGAGUUUAUGGAAACACUUCCGUGGCCUCAGCAUGUGUCUGGUCUUGCUGGUGUUCCCAGGAUUCAUGGCUUAUAAAAUCUCCCAGUUCUUCCACAUGGACUUCUGGCUCCUCAUACUGGUGUCCAGCUGUAUGCUCACGUCUCUUCAGGUCACAGGCACCAUGCUGAUCUACUCGCUCUUCAUGGUGGAGCUGUUCCGCAGCGACCCGAUCGACAGCCUGGACGAGGUGAUCUACUGGGUGAACGCCGUCAGCCGGGUGCUGGAGUUCGUGGUGGCGCUCUGCGUGGUGGCGUACGGCACCUGGGAGUCGCUGUUCGGCGAGUGGAGCUGGAUGGGCGCCUCCGUCAUCAUCAUCCACUCCUACUUCAACGUUUGGCUCCGAGCGCAGUCCGGCUGGAGGAGCUUCCUUCUCAGACAGGAAGCGGCCAAAAAGAUCAACUCCCUCCCCAGAGCCACGGCCGAGCAGCUGCAGCAGCACAACGACGUCUGCUCCAUCUGCUUCCAGGAAAUGAGCUCUGCUGUCAUCACAUACUGCGGACAUUUCUUCCACGGAAACUGCCUCCGCAAGUGGCUGUACGUUCAGGAGACCUGCCCCAUGUGCCACCAAGCAGUGCGGCCCUCCCCACCGGGUCCGAGUCAGGGUUCGGGUGACGCCCGGCAGCACCGCCGCGGAGACACGGGGCCAGAUCUGGCUGCACAAGACGGAGAUCAGACCCCUGGCGGUGCUGCAGAGGAGGCCGCGAGUGACCCAGUUCCUCCUGGAGAGACGACAGAGACGUCUGAGGAGGCCGCCUGUGGCAAAUCUCAUGAAAACCCACCAGACGACCAUCACAGAAAAGCCGUCCAAGGCCUUCGUUUCAGCUCCAGUGGAGACUUUGUCGGCUUUGUGAGUCCAGUGUCAGGCUCCUCCUCCUCCUCCUCAGGGGGCAUUUCUAACUCCCGUGUAACAGCGGAUAAAAACGGUCUGGUCAGCACGCACGGCUCAAGUGAGGAGAACGGCGAGAAGCAGGCUGGAGACGCGGCGAGGAGUUUCACAGCGGCAAACUCAUCACCGCCAUCGUCGACGCUUGACGCCAUGAAAGACGAUCACGGGGAGAGCAGAGCUGCUUCUGAGGGAGCCGGGAUUUGCAAACCGCUUGACGAAAGCAGCUCUGAUUGUUCUUGUGCAGGACAACAAAUCAGUAAUGGUAAGAGCGAGGAAAACGGUGAAGUGGACCUCGUUGAUGGCAGUGAAUUGAUGAACUCGACUGAAGAAACAAAUGCGCCGUGUGAAAACGGAUGUGACGCAACAUUGCCUGAGGAAAAAACUCAAAAGACACAAAUUGUAAAAGUCGGGGCUUCAGAUACUGAUGGUCAGACAGCGGCCUGGGAUGGGACGCCUAAAUCGUGGGACAGUCUCGACUCACCAGAGGAAAACGAUGAGGCUGACUCAUCUGGUGUGAGCCCCGUCAGCCAAAUCUCUAUGAAACCAAGCAAUGAAAACACAGAACUGUUAGGCAGAGGUCUCUCUCAGACGGGGCGCGACACACACUCACACUCGGACCUGGACGGGCUGGCAGAGGCCGGUCCUGUCCCGCAGACGCCCCGGCCACCCGCAGAGAACAGCGACCGCCCUGCAUCAGUGCCUUGAUGGGUGUGACGGGGCGAUUCUCCCCCAAAAAAGUGAACUGAAACACAUUUGCCUUCUAUCCAUGAACCAGGAGGGAAAAAAUUGUAUCCUCUAAUUGACAGUAUAAUGAAUGUGCUCCUGUUUAGUAAAUAAAAUGAGACUGAAUUGAAUCUAGAGACAGAAUAAAUCUUGUAUUGGAUGGAAAAUGUCAUCCUAAUGGUACAUCUGUACAGAAAUUUUAAAAAAUAAAAAAAUGAACUCUAUGUAAAGCGGUUAUCGUGCUUACAGAAAUGUAGCAGGGUUACAAGUAAACAUGUUUUACUUAGAGAAGUUGAAAUGGUCGUUGAUUUAUUUUAAUUUAAUUUUCCCAUUGUCCUGUUUUUUUUUUUUUUUUUUUUUUUUUUUUUUUUUGUAAAGCAUACCUGCUCUCAUGUGAUGUCACUUUUGUGAGGCAAUCUGACAAAAAAGAAAAAAAAAAAAAAACAUUUUCCACUGAAUAGACUCGUCUCAGUAUGUAACCUAUAUUUUUUCUUUUUCUUUUCUUUUCUUUUUUAAAUUUAGUCUACUACAAAUUAAAUCCUGACUUGGUGCGCA
Myripristis murdjan (pinecone soldierfish) is the source of this 3315-nucleotide messenger RNA. RefSeq names its product RING finger protein 145. Gene Ontology annotation, biological process: ERAD pathway; proteasome-mediated ubiquitin-dependent protein catabolic process. Gene Ontology annotation, cellular component: endomembrane system. The record is from RefSeq and is a predicted model, not a curated record. Gene Ontology annotation, molecular function: zinc ion binding; ubiquitin protein ligase activity. NCBI's taxonomy places the organism in Eukaryota, Metazoa, Chordata, Actinopteri, Holocentriformes, Holocentridae.